UCAUAACCUAAAAAAAACAUGUCCCUUCUCUUCUCAGUUUUCAGGUUUGAAAAAAAUUCAAAUAUUACCUCAAUGCAAUAUUUGAAAAGAAGUGACUAUAGAAGCAAUUGAAUUAAAAAUGGAGGAAAUACUUGGAAGAAUAUUCGACAGGAUUUUCAAUAAUUGGACUGCCUUGAAAUUAGCUGUGGAAUAUUCCCAGGGUAGCUCAAACAGUUUGCAGGUUGCAAAUGAAAUCAAAUCAUACAUGGUUGAGUAUUGCUCUCAAAACGUUCUCGAAGCAGAAGAUAUACAAGAUGCUUUAGAUGCCAUAAUGGAUGAAGAAUUCGACACAAUUUGCGAGGACGACUCAACAAAAGAAAUUUCUAUGAUAAUCCAUAAAUUUCUUCAGCUAUUGAGAGAAAAUAAUUUAACCCAGUGUGAAAUAGAACUUAAUCAAUUACCAGAAGCUCACGAGCAAUGGCUUACGAUGCCACAAAUACCACAACCAAGAGGUCAACGUGAGGACUCAGACUCUUCUUCUGACAAUGAAACCCAGGAUACCCCCAUGGAAGAAGAUUCAGAAUGGACUGUUGUCAAAAGAAGGAAAUAAAGUCAUCACUUUCCUUUAUUCAUAUAAGUUGUAAAUAGAAUUUUAUAUAAAAAUUGUUGGAAUACGUGAAAAUAUAGUUUUUCAAAAUUGA
Coccinella septempunctata (seven-spotted ladybird) is the source of this 680-nucleotide messenger RNA. RefSeq names its product pre-rRNA-processing protein TSR2 homolog. Lineage: Eukaryota; Metazoa; Arthropoda; Insecta; Coleoptera; Coccinellidae. The record is from RefSeq and is a predicted model, not a curated record. Gene Ontology annotation, biological process: maturation of SSU-rRNA from tricistronic rRNA transcript (SSU-rRNA, 5.8S rRNA, LSU-rRNA). The coding region runs from base 119 to 589 and encodes 156 amino acids. Gene Ontology annotation, cellular component: nucleus. The transcript is spliced from 4 exons.